Alosa alosa (allis shad) is the source of this 1171-nucleotide messenger RNA. Its product is annotated as collagen alpha-2(I) chain-like. The record is from RefSeq and is a predicted model, not a curated record. Lineage: Eukaryota; Metazoa; Chordata; Actinopteri; Clupeiformes; Clupeidae.
GCAGCAACAGCAACAGCAGCAGCAGCAGCCUGGGAUGCCCCAGCACCACCAGAUCCAACAGUUCCAACAGAUGCCCGGGCCGGGCAGCAUGAUGAGCUCCCCUCAGCAUCAACAGCAGCAGCAGAUGAUGCAGCAGCAGCAGCAGCAGCAGCAGCAGCAACAACAGCAGCAGCAGCAGCAGCAAACAACAGCCACAGCCUCCAUCGAUCCAGCAGAUGCAGCACCCCAACAACAUUGGCAUGUACAACCCCAGGGCCCCAGCCCAAAUGUCCAUGGGCAAGCCUGGGAUGAGUCCAGUAGGGGGGAUGGCCCAGCAGGCCUCCAUGGCCCAGCAGCAGCAGCAGCAGCCCACGGGGCCUCCCCAGGCCGCUCUGGAGGUGGCCCUGAAGAUCCAGCGCGUGGCCGAAAACCAGCGGCAGCUGGCCCAGCGGGAGAUCAUGCAGCGGCAGGCCAACCAGGCCGGUAUGAUGCCCUCGCACAACCACCACCAGGCCGGCCAGCCCCAGGGCCAGAUGGGCAUGGGCCACCCAGGAGCCGGCAUGGUGGGUGGCCAGGGGUUGCCCCCGCAGGUGGCAGCAGCCGCUGCGGCAGCAGCAGCCCGGGCACAGAUGGAGCAACAACAACAGCAGCAGCAGCAAGUGGGUACGGGCAUGGCGCCCCAGCAGGGAGGCCCCCAGGGCCAGAUCCCGCCACAGAUACUGCAGCAGCAGCAGCCUGGCGGUCCACCGCAGCAGUGGGGCGGCCCAGGCAUGCCCCCCCAGCCGAGGCCCAUGAUGACCCAGAUGAACCACGCGGCCAUGUUGGCAGCCCAGCAGCAGCGACAGCAGCAGUUGGCCUCUCAGCAGCAGUUGGCCUCGCAGCAGCAGCAGCAGCAACAACAACAACAGCAGCAGCAGCAGCAGCAGCAGCCAGGCCAGCCCGGGCAGCCAGGGCCCAUGGGAAUGAUAGCAGGCCCUGGUGGACAGGCGGUAGCAGGACCGGGCGGCGCAGCCAACCUCCCGCAGGGCGCCCUCCAGGACCUCCUCCGCACGCUGCGCUCCCCCAGCUCGGCGCAGCAGCAGCAGCAGGUGCUUAACAUCCUGCGCUCCAACCCACAGCUCAUGGCCACGUUCAUCAAGCAGCGGGCGCCUAGGUACCUGGGACGUGGGGGACCGGGCGGCGGCCCUGGCAU